AUGUUAACAACAACGAAGAACAAUUGGAAUAAAUUAGAACGAAUGUUCGUUCUAUGGUUUUUAAUCGUCAACGUUAUUUGCAUUAACGCGUUGUACGAUGAUAAAAUUAAUCGAAUUAAAAAUUACGACGUUGAAUCUUACAAUGAUAAUCGUACGAACGAAAGAUCUAUUUUUAAUUAUCGAAGAGCGGGUUUACGAUUGGAUAUUAAAAUAGUUACAAAUCCUACGACAAAUUUUACAGAUACAUUUAAACGCAAGAUUGACAAUUUUCCAGAUUUUCCAACAAAGGAUAUAGGUCAAUGUGUUUUAGAUCUGUCAUUGAGUUGCAUUAAGAAACGUUUUGCCAAAUUAUUCGAUAGUAUUGGUGAUUUGAAUGAGAUCACGUUGAUUGGACAAAAUGUUAAAUUGGUUAAAAUUAGAAAACCACGUGAUGAUCGUAGAUCAAUAAACAAUUAUGGAACGGAUGAAAUUCGUCGUAGUAUUGAUGAUUUUUUCGAUAGUUUUGUGUUACGUAUAACUUUGCCAAGAUGGAAUGGAAAACGUGAGAGAAGUCAAAUCGAUUUGAUGUUUGAUGAAACAUCAGGUGGACCAAUUAUCGAAGGAAGAGGAAUAAUAGGAGGAGGAGGAGGUGGAAAAGGUGGUGGWGGAAGAUGCAAAAUGAUGAUGAUGGCAAUGCUUAUGCUUGCUAAAAUGAAGAUCAUAGGUGUGAUAGGAAUGAUGGCAAUGAAAGGAAUGAUAAUGGGAGCAAUGUCAUUGAUGAUAUCAACCGUGAUGUUAAUGAUGAAAUUUUUGAAAGGUGGAGGUGGUGGUGGUGGCGGCGGUGGAGAAAUAAUUCUACUGACAAAAGUACCAAGCGGAGGAAAUGGUGGAGGUGGUGGAUACGGUGGAAAUGGUGGAGGAUACGGUGGAAAUGGAUACGGUGGAAAUGGUGGAGGAUACGGUGGAAAUGGUGGAGGUGGAGGUUAUGGUGGAGGAAACGGAGGUUACGGAGGAGGAGGUGGUGGUUGUAAUGGUAAUGGGGGAGGAGGAGGAGGAUGUGGUGAUAGUUAUAGUCUACCAGCACCCGUCUAUGGUGUACCGACUGGUGGUGGUGGUGGUUACGGAGGUGGUUGGGGUCGUAGUUUUAAUUCUGCUAUCGUAUUACCGCAACUUCAAACGAGUCGUAAUAAUAUAAAAUCAAAGAAACAUACUUCCAAUCCUACUUUGAUGAUUGAAUUAUUGAAAUCCUUUCACCAAGAACCUUGGCAUUGUGCCAUAGCCUUCACGAAUUCAUGA
Molecule: messenger RNA, 1275 nt
Organism: Polistes dominula (European paper wasp)
Lineage: Eukaryota; Metazoa; Arthropoda; Insecta; Hymenoptera; Vespidae
Source: RefSeq, a predicted model, not a curated record